GCUCGUCAAGCUGAUCCCCGCCACUAUCAAGACUGCCACGGGUGUUGGUAUCGGCUUCUUCCUCACUGAAAUUGGACUCUCGUACUCUGCUGGAAUCGGCGCAAUCACUGGUGGAGAUGCCACUCCCCUUGCUCUCGGGGGCUGUCCUAAUGAGAUGCGGGACGAAAAGGGGAUAUGCCAAGAAGGAGUAAUGACGAGCCCCAAGCUCUGGAUCGCAGUUUUCUGCGGCGGUAUUGUCACUUCCUUUCUGAUGGCGUUCCGUGUCAAGUAUGCCCUCAUUAUUGGCAUCACCAUUGUCUCUAUCACGUCUUGGCCCCGCGGCACUUCCUUUACCUUCUUCCCUGAUGACGCAGAUGGAGAUCACCGAUAUGAGUUCUUCAAGCAAGUCGUUGCUUGGCAUCCCAUCGAGAAAACCCUCAACGCACUUGACUGGAAUUUUGGUGGCUCAGCCUCUCAUUUCGCCCUCGCUUUGUUCACAUUUCUCUAUGUCGACAUCAUCGAUGCGACUGCCACUCUCUACUCCAUGGUUCGUUUCUGCGGUGUCGUCAACCCUCGCGAUGGCGACUUUCCCCGUUCUACUAUUGCAUACUGCACUGAUGCUGCCUUCAUCUCCGUUGGCGCUUUGUUAGGAAGCUCUCCCGUUACCGCUUUCAUCGAGAGCGGUGCAGGUAUUGCCGAAGGUGGAAGGACUGGCUUGACUGCCAUGGUCGGCUGCAUGAUGAUUCGACAAAUCACCCAGAUCAACUGGCGUUACAUUGGCGAUGUUCUUCCUUCAUUUGUGGUCAUGACCUUUAUUCCUUUCAGCUACAGUGUAGCUUACGGUCUCAUCGCCGGUGUUUUCGUUUAUGCCGUUCUCAAUGGCCUUGUUGGCAUUGUCGUCUUUGUGUCUCGCGGCUACUUCGAGCCCAGCGAGUACGACCUCAAAGAGUACUGGACCUGGAAAGGCUCUGGUCGUGCGCCUUGGUUCGUCCGCGCCAUCCGACGCCGCGGAAGCCCUGACGAAGACGACCAACCCUCCGGAUCCGAGCAUGCGAUGACAGACCUCAACUACGCCGAGCGCCGCGAUCACAGCAGCUCCACCGCGGCUGCGUCCGCGGCGUCUGCGGCAUCUGCUGCCAAAGACGAGCCCCCUAUGUCCCCUCCUCCCGGUGGAUGGGCACGCUGA
This is a messenger RNA of Fusarium pseudograminearum CS3096, 1165 nucleotides long. RefSeq lists its product as uncharacterized. Gene Ontology annotation, biological process: transmembrane transport. The transcript is spliced from 5 exons. NCBI's taxonomy places the organism in Eukaryota, Fungi, Ascomycota, Sordariomycetes, Hypocreales, Nectriaceae. The annotation marks the transcript as partial. Gene Ontology annotation, molecular function: purine nucleobase transmembrane transporter activity. Gene Ontology annotation, cellular component: plasma membrane. The record is from RefSeq and is a predicted model, not a curated record.